This is a messenger RNA of Aricia agestis (brown argus), 2352 nucleotides long. RefSeq lists its product as uncharacterized. Gene Ontology annotation, molecular function: catalytic activity. Bases 1 to 2352 code for a protein of 783 amino acids. Lineage: Eukaryota; Metazoa; Arthropoda; Insecta; Lepidoptera; Lycaenidae. The record is from RefSeq and is a predicted model, not a curated record. The transcript has 3 exons.
AUGACAACGGCGAGCGAGGGAGAGGGUGGUUCGCGUGUGGUGACACCCGUGUCCACCAGGAAAAACCCUGGGUUUUUCUUUAAACCAUGUAGUGGCAGCGACGAGAGCGGCAACGAGUCCGCCGCCUCUCGAAACACGGACAAGGACGCCGAUGGGGCGAAAGAUAGGUUCCGUCUCAAAAGACGUGGCAGUACGCUGGAAGACAGCCCGGAGAAGGAAAGAGGAGCGGUCCCCAAAUCCUCCUCCAAACGUGGUAGAGGGAGGCCUCCCACGACUGGAAUGUACGUUGGAUUGGCAAAGGCCAAAAAAGACUAUAAUGACGAGGAAAUGCGAGCUAUACAGCUCGAGACUGAGAAGGAGAUCCUAGAGUCUGGCAGGAGAAUACCGCUGUUCCGGUCUGGCCGGCUGUCGGUUAACUCCUCUAACUCGGACGUGACUGUUGUGGAAGAUCAGGAAGUUACGGCGGCUUCUGUGGGCGUCGUAAUUACUGAAAGUCUGGGGGCCAUUUCCAGCGUGGCCCGGAAGUCCAAAAACCUGAAGGGGACUUCUGUCGCUGCUCUCAAUAAAGCGACCCAGGCCCUAAGCGAGGCUUUUUCGGCCAUUAUGAAUCGGUCGGUGUCGGACGAGACGAGAGCCCUUGAGGCGGCGAACGCACGCCUCUCAAGGGAACUCAACGAACUCAAGAUAGAACUGGAGGCCGUCAAGCGCGGGCUCGCUGACGCCCAACCUCAGCCCGCUCCCGUCACUAAGGGAAAGGAGCUGGAUGUGGAAGAGCUCCUACAGCGAGCGGUGCGCGAGGCGGUCGCAGUGACCAGUGCCCGGAUUGACGCGCGGAUAGAGGGUCUCGAGGCCCGACUCCUGCCGGAGCCACGCCUGAGGCCUCCUCUAGCCGCAGACCGGAAGCGUGAUGAAGCCCGAGAUGCAACACCAACAGCGUCAAAGGCGAAGGAGAGGACUCCAGAGCCGGAGCCCGCGGUGUCGACUCUGUCGCCUCCGCUCAAUCCCGGACCGGCUCUGAAACAAAAGAGGAAGAAAGUUAAAAAGUCGGCCGCAGCUGUAGAAGCGGCAGCCGCGAGGCGCGACGCUGCCCCAACUACGGCGGCGCUGGGACCAAAUCCGACCACACAAUGGUCGGAAGUGGUCAGAAGAGGAGGAAAGGCACAGAAAAAGGAAGGGAAUAAGGAGACGAAGAAAGGAAAGAAGAAGAAAAAGAAGAGAGGAAAUCUCCGCACUCCAAAGUCCGCUGCGGUGGGGAACCUCAACCACAGCGCUCAAGCGCAGGAUCUGUGGUCUCAAGAGGUACUGAAGAGGUCGAUCGAUGUCGGUGUGAUCGCCGAGCCGUACCGGAUCCUCCCUAGGGGUGACUGGUUGGGCGACGCGGACUCGACGGUGGCUUUGGUCUUCGGUCCCAAAAUCGUGCCUCCAUCUUCAAGGAGCACGACUCGGGGCCAUGGCUAUGUCGUCGCGGACUUGGGGGCCCUCACCGUUGUGGGGGUCUACUUCUCCCCGAACAGACCCAUCGCCGAGUUCGGGGCGUUCCUCCUCCGGCUCACCACCUUUGUGAGCGGAGCAGCCAAUCCCGUGGUCGUCGCCGGAGACUUCAACGCGAAGUCCACGCGUUGGGGCUCCCCGGCCACGGACGCGAGAGGCAGAGCCAUGGCGGACUGGCUGGCAACUACGGGCCUGGUCGUGGCCAACAGAGGCGCCGUUAGCACGUGCGUCCGGUGGCAGGGGGAAUCGAUUGUGGACCUGACAUUAGUCAGCCCAUCAAUCGCUCGCCGAAUGAGUGGCUGGAGAGUCCUCGAGGAGGUCGAGACCCUCUCGGACCACCUCUACAUAGGCUUUGACAUUGCCUCCACGUCGGAAGCUGGCCGCCGAAUUCCACCUGGCGGCGGCCCAAGGUGGUCCCUGAGAGGUCUGGAUCGAGACCUUCUCGAGGAGGCGGCGAUCGUUGCGUCGAUGUCCCCCCUCCCAUCGGAAAACGUCGAGGAAUGCGCGGAGUGGCUGAACGAGGCGGCUCGCAACAUUUGCGACGCCUCGAUGCCCCGUGCUGGACCGGUUGUGCCUCGGCGGCAGACCUACUGGUGGCGACCGGAGCUCAAACAACUCCGGCUAGAGUGUGUGGCUGCCCGCCGGCGAUUCCAGCGAUAUCGCCGGCGGCGAAACAGGGUGGAGGCCGAAGAAGAGGCCAUCCAUGAUGGCUACCGUUCAGCGCGUCAUGCUCUGCGUGAGGCGAUAAAGGUAGCGAAGAAGGAGGCAUGGGAGGAGUUCCUGAACACCCUGGAACAGGACCCGUGGGGCAAGCCGUACAAAUGGGGCCGAGUGGUCCCCACCAUCUAUGCGACCACCUAG